Molecule: messenger RNA, 702 nt
Organism: Symbiodinium sp. CCMP2592
Lineage: Eukaryota; Dinophyceae; Suessiales; Symbiodiniaceae
Source: the annotation of a GenBank genome assembly
AUGCCGAGGCCCGAAGCUUUCGCUUGGACUCCCGAACCUCCGCCUCUCUCCGAGCCUGGACAGACGGAGGAUGUUGAUCGGGACGGUGAUGCCACGAGAGGUUCAGAAGUCCCAGAGACGCAGAAGGAUCCUGAGCCCGAGGCGAUUGAGCCUGCACCGGAGCGUGCAGUGCACCGCUUCUACGGGUUUGAGGCCGGAAGCAUUUUCUUCAUUCCUCCCUGUGAGCUCUACUUCACCCAGGACUCCAUCAAGUCUGGCUUCAAAGACAGCGGUAGUUUUGGCCACAGCUCCGGCUACAGCUCCAGUGACUCACCGGGACCAAAGGCCAGGGACUCCGUGAAGACAAGCUCGGUGCGUGAGAUGUUUGAUGCCAUUCUACAACGACGAAUGCUGAAGCGGGAGGUUGAAAUGAUGGACGUCGUCUUCCACGAAGGCUACUACUACAGCAUCUGCAACCGGCGGCUGGCCGUCUAUUUGCUGCUCUGGCUUUGCGGCCGGUGCCCGCGCUUGAAGGUACAGCUUGUGAGCAAAACCGACCGGAAGGUGCACUGGGAUCGCCGAUUCACCACUGAGUGCGAUGGAGACUGGAUUCUCGUUCGCCAGACGGGGGAGGCGAUCGGCCGGCGAUUUCAGGACACCACCUUCGAGCAUCCGGAAUUAGCCAGGGCGUUAAGCAGAGCUGGAGGGGAGGCCACGAAGUGA